Molecule: messenger RNA, 1623 nt
Organism: Penicillium cinerascens
Lineage: Eukaryota; Fungi; Ascomycota; Eurotiomycetes; Eurotiales; Aspergillaceae
Product: high affinity methionine permease
Exons: 6
Coding region: 1-1623 (540 amino acids)
Biological process (GO): amino acid transmembrane transport
Cellular component (GO): membrane
Molecular function (GO): L-amino acid transmembrane transporter activity
Source: RefSeq, a predicted model, not a curated record
AUGACUGAUUCGGAAUCUUCUCUUGAAGACGGCACGGAAAAGACUCCUGUGCUGGACACCAAAACUGUUCUUCAGAAUGAACCGAAGCCAGCUGAUGGGAUAACUGGACUAUACGAGGGAAAUGUGUUUGAAGCUUCACCGGAUAAUCGCCGCCAGAUCGGGGUGAUCAGCGCAUCCAUGUUGAUCUUCAACCGCGUGGUUGGAACAGGCAUUUUCGCGACUCCGAGUACAAUCUUGCAGUUGUCCGGAAGUGUUGGACUAUCUCUAUUCAUGUGGGUAGUGGGCACUGCCAUCGCAAUGGCUGGUACAGCAGUUUACCUGGAAUGGGGCACUGCCAUUCCUAAAAACGGAGGCGAGAAAAACUAUCUCGAAUACGUCUACAAAAAGCCCAAAUUCCUAGCCACAGCCAUGUUUGCUGCCUAUGCCUUCUUGCUAGGCUGGGCUGCCAGCAACAGCGUCGUCUUUGGCGAGUACAUUCUCAACGCCGCCGAGAUUGAGCCUGGUCGAUGGAACCAGCGAGGUAUUGGACUUGCCUGUCUUACCACCGCGUUCAUCAUUCAUGCAACUGCACUGAAAUGGGGUCUUCGUCUUUCUAAUUUCUUGGGGAUUGUCAAAUUGAUCGUCAUCUUAUUCAUUAUUGUCACUGGUUGGGUCGCCUUGGCUGGUCAUACCAAGAUCGAGACGCCACACAAUUUCACCAAUGCCUUUGAAGGUACCAAGGGCAGUGGAUACAACAUUGUCAUGGCACUGUACAACGUGAUUUGGUCGUUUAUCGGGUACUCCAAUGCUAACUAUGUUCUGAGCGAGACGAAGAAUCCAGUUCGUACGUUGAAGAUUGCUGCUCCAGUGGCUAUCGGCUCGGUUGGCAUUCUGUACAUGCUGGUCAACAUUGCCUAUUUCGCCGCCGUGCCAAAAGCGCAGAUGCUGGAGUCUGGAACUGUCGUAGCCGCCAAUUUCUUCGGAAACAUGUUCGGCAAAGAGGCCGAGAGGGUCAUGUCGGUCUUCGUGGCUCUCUCGGCGUUUGGAAAUGUUUUGUCUGUUCUGUUUUCUCAAGGUCGAAUUGUUCAGGAACUGGGCCGAGAAGGUGUCCUGCCCUUCUCCAGACUUUGGGCUAGUAACUGGCCUUUCCACUCGCCGGCUGCAGGCCUGUUCGAACACUACCUCGUAUCGGCCAUCAUUAUGCUCGCUCCACCCCCUGGUGACGCUUAUAACUUCCUACUCAAUCUCAUCUCAUACCCUCUCUCAAUCAUCAACGUCUUUGUGUCCGGUGGCCUCAUAUACAUCUACGUCUCCAAGGACGAGAAGUUUCCGGACUGGGCUCCUGGAAUUCGCGCAACGCUGCCGGUCGUUAUUUUCUUCUUCUUGUCGAAUGUUUAUCUGGUGAUUGCGCCGUAUAUACCACCUUCCGCCGACCAGAGCGUCUACAAGGUGCUGCCUUACUAUCUUCAUUGCGUGGUCGCACUGGGUGUUUUUGGUCUCGGUGCCAUAUACUAUCUCUUUUGGGCGGUGGUGCUGCCACGCAUGGGUGGGUAUGUUCUGGUCAAGGAGUCAGUUGUGGACAAGGACGGAUGGUCGCGCAGUGUGUUGACGCGAGUGCCACAUUCUACGGAAGCGAGAUCAUAG